AUGGUGAUCCGAUACCGACUACGCCUAACCACCUCACCCAAUCCCCUAACACCCAUUACCCAUAACCCGGACCUAGCGGGCACUCUAUCCCGUAACGACCCGUCCGGCUUCCAAACGACCGACUGGAUGUACCUGCACCAAUGGUACGGCCCAACAGGUCUUAAACCACUCCAUGAGCUCUGCCCAGACAGAACGCCAACAUUACUCGAACAAUUUAGAGACCACCAAAUUAAGGCAUACUUUCAGUCAUUGCCGGGGCUCAGGCACUUGGCACGACCACUCACGAGCUUCGAACACCUCUGCGCAAACCGAACGCACCUUACCCGGGGCAUCUCAUCCCUCUAUUCCAUGCUCAUGACGCAAACUAGCGGAGACACGUGG
Messenger RNA from Pelobates cultripes (western spadefoot toad), 381 nucleotides. The record is from the annotation of a GenBank genome assembly. NCBI's taxonomy places the organism in Eukaryota, Metazoa, Chordata, Amphibia, Anura, Pelobatidae.